This is a messenger RNA of Fonsecaea multimorphosa CBS 102226, 3213 nucleotides long. RefSeq lists its product as uncharacterized. Lineage: Eukaryota; Fungi; Ascomycota; Eurotiomycetes; Chaetothyriales; Herpotrichiellaceae. Bases 1 to 3213 code for a protein of 1070 amino acids. The record is from RefSeq and is a predicted model, not a curated record. Gene Ontology annotation, molecular function: phosphorelay sensor kinase activity; protein binding. Gene Ontology annotation, biological process: phosphorylation; phosphorelay signal transduction system. The transcript is spliced from 2 exons.
AUGGACGCGGGAGAAUCGUUGAUUUCUUCAAAACUACAGCCUCAUCAAUGGACCCUAGAACAGCUGGGUAUAUCGUCGUUUAUUGAUAAAGACGGCAAAGAACAGCUGUCGAUCCAAAUUGACUCAAAUUCAUCAAACAACGCCCAGUUUUCAAGAGCGGUUUUGGACAAGUCAACUGGGCAUUGGAAACCAUGCAUACCCCAAGCUGCGCGCCAGAAGGCAGAGCUUCCGCAGCACCUAUCACGCACUUCACUAAAAGCAGAAACAGACACUAAAUGCUGGACUAGCUCCCUCCCUCAAAAUGAGAAUGUGCAUUGGUUCUUGACCGGGGUGGACUGGAGUUCGACCGAUUUUGGUCCUCUCGAAGGCUGGCCGAUUUCUCUGAGGACAGUCGUCAGCCUUGUGCUGGCUGACAACUCUCCUGCUGUGAUCUACUGGGGACCCUCGUUCUCUGCUUGUUUCAAUUUGUCGGCCUACAACGAUGUAUGCCAGAGGCUUAACAAUCGUUCCGGCAUACAAGGAAGGCCCUUCAAGGACAUAUGGGAGCAGUCAUGGUCAACUUUGGAAAGCCUCUUUGCGGCGAUGCAAGAUAGCAAUCGCGCCAUGCCAAGCAUGGAGGUGACAUUGUUCCCUCAACAGCACGACGGGCGUCUUGAAGAAACUUUCUGGAGCGGCACCCUCCUGCCUAUCCUCGACGAGCAGGGCAAAGUAAACGGCUUUUACAACCGGGCCAUUGAGGUUACCAAUGAAAAGGUAAGAGAAAGGAGAUCAAAAUUGCUUUACUCAAUCAGCGCACCACCAACAGAUCCCAAUGGAUCGGUUUGGGAGCACCUUUUCCAAGCACUACGAGAGAAUCCACAAGACUUUCCCAUGGCUUUUGCAUAUUCUGCGGAAGAUGAUCCUGCCUCCUGCAAGCUGACCUUGCAACAAUCGCUGGGCUUACCGCUGGAUGGACAUCCUCUGGUGCCCAAACAUGUGGAUAUUUAUGAAGGGUCGACUGGAUUUCUGUUCUAUUACCGCCGCCUGAAAGCCACGAAUAAGCCGAUUGUGCUUCAUCAUUUGGACAACACUCUUCCUGGACCACUCCUGGAAGGAUUCGAUUGGCUUGGCUAUGGCGAUACUCCAAUCUCCAUGGCUCUCAUGCCUGUCUCUGUCAGCAGCAGGCUGUUGGGUGUGGUAGUCUUUGGCCUUAAUCCCAGGAGACACUAUCAGACAGAAGAUGAGGCCUUUAUCCAAUCCUUAUGUCGACAAGCAUCUGCCACCAUUGCAUUUGCCGUCGACCGUGAAGAGGCGCAUGAGCGCGCCGAAAGACUCACUCUACAGCUGCAAGAGAGCGAGCGGCAGAUCCGAGAGAUUGCGGAACAUGGCCCCGUGGGGAUGAUUCGUCUUAGUCCUGCUGGGAACAUCAUCUGGGCAAACCGACAGUACUACGAGUUGACCGGGCACUCCCUCGAAGACAAAUACGAGUUUUCUUUUGCUGAAUCUCUCCACCCGGAUGAGAAGGCACGUACGUUGAAAUUGUGGCACGAAUUAGUCAAUGAACUUCGGCCUGUCAGUCAGGAAUUUCGACUGCGAAGGACAUGGCGACCCCCUGCCACUGCUAGAAACGCCAAUCCCAGUGAAGAAUCUUGUUGGGUGAUGGCACAUGCUUUUCCAGCCCUUGAAGACGGAAAAGUCAAGAGUAUUGUCUGUUGUGUCACGGAUAUCAGCAAAACCAAGUGGGCUGAAGAAGUCCAGAGUCGCCUCGCUGUCGAGGCGACCGAGGCACGAAAAUUACAAGAGGCAUUUAUUGACUUCGUCUCUCAUGAGAUGAGGAACCCCCUCUCAGCAAUUACCCAACUUGCAGAUGAGAUCACGGCGUCUCUAAGCGACUGGGCCUCUUCAGAUCAGUCACCAGAUGUGACGCAGCAACUGGUCAAGGCAAAUGUCGAACAUGCAAAGACGAUAUUGCUUUGUGCUUCGCACCAGAAACGGAUUGUCGACGAUGUCCUGACGCUCUCGAAGUUGGACUCUCAACUGCUUUCGAUCACCCCAGUUGCAAUCCAACCACAUGUGAUGGUGGAGUCAGUGUUGAGGAUGUUUCGAGCAGAAGUGGACACCCAUUCUAUUACGGUCGAGAGCGUUGCAGACGACACGUUUGAACGUUUGAACGUGGAUUGGGUAUCCGUGGAUCCUGUCCGGCUGACGCAGAUCUUCAUCAACUUGUUGACAAAUGCAAUCAAGUUCACUAAGCUCGAGGCCGUCCGCAAGAUCACCAUACGAAUAUCAGCAUUUGUGGGCGACAACCCGCCGCGCAUAGACAAGAUUGUUUGGUUCCCCACGAAGAGACGACAGCAUCUUCCUAGGGCGUCUCCGCAGCCGGAUGGUGAUGGCGAACCAAUUAAUCUUCUUUUCUCAGUGUCUGAUACAGGGAAGGGGUUGGAACAAGAGGAGAUGGCCAGACUCUUUCACCGAUUUCAACAAGGGACGAAGAAGACACAUAUUAAAUAUGGCGGCUCGGGUCUUGGGCUUUUCAUCUCACGCGAACUGACGGAAAAUAUGGGAGGCCAGAUUGGUGUCAUUACCGAGCCGGGGAAAGGAAGUACAUUCGCGUUCUAUGUGCAAGCACAUCGCGCAGCUGCUCCGGCCGAUUAUGUGCAGACCCUCCACCAUUCAUCCCCAUCACAAAGGUCACUGCGUCGUACUUCCUCGUGCAAUGCGGAGAUACCAGCCAGGAGAGCAUCUUCCAGCGUGACUCCAACCGAGAGGCCCCCGUCGGUUCUUCUCGUCGAAGACAACAUCAUUAAUGCACAGGUGCUCACCAAACAGCUUGAACGGGGAGGCUGCACAGUAUAUAACGCGAAUCAUGGGAUUGAAGCCCUAGACUUCCUGCCUCGGACAAGGGCGUGGCACGACUACCGGCCCAUCCAGAAAAUCGAAACUCCAUCGUCUAAUCUGGACGUUGACAUCGACUGUAUAUUGAUGGACGUGGAGAUGCCAGUGUUGGAUGGCUUGACCUGUACUCGGCGCAUAAGGGAGCUGGAACACAAGGGGAAGUUGAAGCGACACAUCCAAAUCAUUGCCAUCACCGCGAACGUUCGGGCUGAGCAGAUCGAGGCUGCUUUCGAGGCCGGUGUCGACGAUAUCUUGCCCAAGCCAUUCCGAGUCGCGGAGCUGCUAGAAAGGAUCGAGAACAAUAGGAAGAAGGGCAAAGCUUCAGCCGCCGGUGAAUAA